This is a messenger RNA of Colletotrichum tamarilloi, 1050 nucleotides long. RefSeq names its product alcohol dehydrogenase GroES-like domain-containing protein. The transcript is spliced from 2 exons. The coding region runs from base 1 to 1050 and encodes 349 amino acids. Gene Ontology annotation, molecular function: zinc ion binding; oxidoreductase activity. NCBI's taxonomy places the organism in Eukaryota, Fungi, Ascomycota, Sordariomycetes, Glomerellales, Glomerellaceae. The record is from RefSeq and is a predicted model, not a curated record.
AUGCCCGUCCCCACCAUCACCAACCAGACAGCCGUCGUCGUCCGCAUCAACUCCUCCGCCAUCUGCGGCUCCGACCUACACAUGUACCACGGCUUCGGCGGCACGCCCAAUGUGCCCUACGGGUUCGGCCACGAGGCUGUCGGCUACGUCUCCAGCGUCGGGGACGCCAUCUCGAGUCUUGAGGUUGGCGACUAUGUCAUCAUCCCAGACAACGCCGACGACGGGCACUGCGGUCCUUCGCAUCCCCUGUCCUUCGGCGUUGGGAGCGCAUCCUAUGGCGGACUGCAAGCCGAGUACGCCAGAGUGCCCCACGCCGACACAUCCCCCAUCCCGAUCCCACUAACCUCAACAAACACCACAUCCGAACUUGACUACCUCAUGAUCACAGAUGUCUUCACAACAGGCUGGCACGUCAUCUCCUACUCAGGCUUCCAACCCGGCGACACAGUCGCCAUCUUCGGCGCCGGGCCCGUCGGCCUCCUAGCCGCCUACUCCGCCAAACUCCGCGGCGCCUCCAGGAUGUACGUCGUCGACCGCAUCGCCAGCUGCCUCGAGCAAGCCGAAUCGUUCGGAGCCAUCCCCAUCGACUUCACCCAACAAGACCCCGUGGAAGCGAUACUCAGCCGUGAGCCCGCUGGCGUGACGCGCAGCCUCGACUGCGUGGGCCUCGAAUCCGUCAACGCUACGGGAGAUCCGCACAACGGCAUCGUGCUGGAGAACAUGGUUGCCGUGACUUCCGUUUGCGGAGGCAUGGGUAUCGGUGGUGUGUACAACGGCGGCGGAAACAGCACCGAGGGAGCGCCCAAUGCCGGGACCCUACCCGCGGAGAUUCCUAUCCCCAUGGCAUCGCUAUGGAGGAAGGGCUUGUCCGUCGGAAGGGGUAUCGUCUUGCCUUUGCUGAGGGCACCUCCUUUGCUGGACUUGAUCGCAUCUGGUGUCGCUAAGCCGAGCUUUGUGGUGACGGCUGAAAUCGGCAUUGAGGAUGCGCCGGAGAAUUACCGUCGUUACAGUGACCACUUGGAGAACAAAGUCGUCAUCCGGUUCCCUUAG